UUAGGUUUUUGAAGCCUACAAUAUAACAUCGCAGAGCUUCUCACCAUCUCCAUCCCCUUUACUGGUCUCGCAUCGCCUCUUUUUCUAUCUCUGUGUUUGGAUUGUACCUGGUAGUUAGUUAGAUUCAAAAAGAGAAAAUGUCUGGUGAAGAGCCUGUUGCUGCGGAGACUCCAGCUCCUGCUCCCGCCCUUGGUGAGCCCAUGGAUAUCAUGACGGCAUUGCAACUUGUCCUCAGGAAAUCACGGGCUCAUGGUGGUUUAGCUAAAGGUCUUCAUGAGGGUGCUAAGGUUAUUGAGAAGCAUGCUGCCCAACUUUGUGUGUUGGCAGAGGACUGCGACCAGCCAGACUAUGUGAAAUUGGUCAAAGCUCUAUGUGGUGAUCACAAUGUUAGCCUGAUCACUGUUCCUAAUGCCAAGACACUCGGUGAAUGGGCUGGUCUAUGCAAGAUUGAUUCUGAAGGCAAAGCAAGGAAGGUUGUCGGAUGCGGUUGUGUUGUAGUAAAGGAUUUUGGAGAGGAAACAGAAGGGCUCCACAUUGUUCAGGAAUAUGUGAAGUCUCACUGAGCGACAUGCGUUGAAUUGGAGAGAGGUUUAGCUUGUUUUUGGUUGUGACAUGAAAAUUUUUGAUGGUUAAAUUGCAAUUUGUAGUCAUUUAUGAUUCUGGUUAUGCAUGCCUUGUUGAACUUUAUAGGUCUUUUGGAUCCCUAUGAAUGAACCAAUUUGAUUAUAGUUUUUCCUCGUAAUUGUGCUAGAAUGAUAUGACAUGCAGUUUACUUGUA
Solanum dulcamara is the source of this 778-nucleotide messenger RNA. Its product is annotated as 40S ribosomal protein S12-like. The transcript is spliced from 5 exons. The record is from RefSeq and is a predicted model, not a curated record. Lineage: Eukaryota; Viridiplantae; Streptophyta; Magnoliopsida; Solanales; Solanaceae. Gene Ontology annotation, cellular component: ribosome; cytosolic small ribosomal subunit. Gene Ontology annotation, molecular function: structural constituent of ribosome. Gene Ontology annotation, biological process: translation. Bases 138 to 563 code for a protein of 141 amino acids.